This is a messenger RNA of Melanotaenia boesemani (Boeseman's rainbowfish), 1372 nucleotides long. Its product is annotated as transmembrane protein 196. The transcript is spliced from 5 exons. The record is from RefSeq and is a predicted model, not a curated record. The coding region runs from base 219 to 764 and encodes 181 amino acids. NCBI's taxonomy places the organism in Eukaryota, Metazoa, Chordata, Actinopteri, Atheriniformes, Melanotaeniidae.
GCGCUCUCUCUCUCUUCACAACAUCCAACAGCAGAGCCAGUUGUUCCUUCUUUCAGUUGUUAACCUGAUCUUUAAGUUCCCCCCCGACUUUCUUUUCUGUUUAGAUCUACUUUUUUUUCAAGCACUAUUUUAUCCAGUUGGGAAUGAAGCACUAGAGAUUCCUCUCUCGCCAUCUGUUCGCCUUCUCCUGCUGGAGCUGGAGAGAUGCCCGCGGCAGGAUGUGCUCCAGCCGCAAAAUCCUGUGGAGCCUGCUCCUGCUCUCCGUGCUGGAAGUCGGCCUGGGUGUGGCGAGCAUCGUUCUGGGAGCCGUGGGUAUCAGCUGGGUCCGGGAGGGGACGCCGCAGCAAGGAGACGCUUCUCCGGUCUGGAGUGGACUCUGUUUCCUGUUGUGUGGGAUGUGUGGAGUGCUGUGUGCUCGAAAAAGGACGGGUCUUAUUAUGAUCCUUUUUUCAGCGUGCUGCAUCUGUGGCCUGAUUGGUGGGAUUCUCAACUUCCAGUUUGUUCGGGCAAUAAGCAAAAAGCCAAACUCGAUGAGUUCGAUCCAUCUGGCUGCCAUGACUCUGGCCUGUCUGGGGAUAUCAUCCUGUACCUUAUCCACUUGGCUGACUUGUCGACUGGCCAGCUCUGAGCAGCAGAGGAUGUUCCUGGAGAGGGAACACUCGCUGCACCAUUCACAUGAGAUGACUGAAAAAGAAAUCCUUGACAACUCAAGCAAUGGCAUCCCUCAGAUUUCCUACAAUGGACACACCCCAGCAUCGCCUUGAUGAUUUCUCACCAGGUGUGACUUGCACACACUGAAACAGAGACCAUUUUUAAAAUACUUGCUGUCAGACAGCAGAUGCAGCUUGUGCUUCACUCAGCAUAUCCCACAACUAUAUCUUGACUGCAGGAGGCAAACUAGGUCUCUUUGGAAGUUCUUCUCUUUUUGCCGCCAUAGUGAGACAGACAGCAAGAGAAAGGCUGUCAAGCAUCUUGAUUAUUAUGCAAACAUGGGUUCAAACACCCUCUGCUCAACUCAAACCAAAGCCAGGAUGGUAAACUGUCAAGUUUGUGACUAAUCAGGUGAGAAACCUUUCUGUCUAAUCCCUACAGUAAUGAGUUUAAGGGACAGAUCUCAUCCAGUCAGAAUCGUUGACACAGUGAGAACAAAUGAAGCAUGCAGCUGGUCUACUUUAUUUUAGGAGCUACUAUAUUAAAAUUUUGAUGUCUUUUAUGCGGAUUAGCCAGCAGUAAACCCUAUGUAUCGUCUGAUAUGGAAUGUUUUGACAUGAAAAUACAGUGAUGUGCAGUAUAUGCUUGUAUAGCAGGUAUCUUUAAAUCAAACAUAUUUUUAUAAUGCUUCUUAUAAAGAUAAUUCAAAUAAAGUAUGACU